AUGUUCCCAGGCUACGGCAACCCGGCUGUCCAUGAGAGGGACCAGAAAAAAUGGGCCCUCAUCCGCAAUGUCAACCAAGUUCUGAAAGCCACUACGCUCCUAUCGGUAAGAGACAUGCACACCAGCUCUUGGGUCUGCGUUGCAGGCUGCAAUUUUGCUUAUUUAUUUCAUAAAACUUCUACACCGCUCGGCCGUCAAAAGACCUCGGAAGCGGUUCACAAAGCCACGAAAUUAUCGCUUACCAUAGUUUAAGACUUAAGAAAAGCUGAAGUCACAAUGGGCUGAAAUUAAAACUCACACCAGCUUUCUGAGCACCUGGCUUCCCCGAGCAAAAAUGAUUUUAGCAGGCAUUGAAAAGCGUACAUUUUUGGCUCCUGCUUCGUGUCAAUAGGCAGGGAGUUCGAAAGGUGUGCUUCCCGCACUAAAAGAUCAAUUGCUUAUAAAUGCACAAUGGGUAUUACGUGGCACAUGUAAUAGUGCCACUUCUGCAGAUCAGAGGUACUCAGUGGGCGCAUUUAGGGGAAAGGUGAUCUCAUAGGCAAAUGGGUCCCAGGUUGUUAAAUACUAAUAGCAACGCCUUGGACUUUGUGAUAGGAAUUUUGAGGUCUUAGAUAUAUGGCAAUGUUCAUAACCGCACGUACAUAGAUCAGCACAGGAAGACCCACCUGAAGCCAUUUUGAUUCCUAAACUGAGCAAAUGUUUUCUCUGCAAGGUCAAAGUGGAAAAGCCUCCCCAUUGUCUUUUCCUUCACAAAUCCUGUCUUAAGGGUAUGUCUGUGUUUGAAUAGGGUGUGAGCCUGUGACCUGGCCCAGGAACUAAGUAUUUAUCACUACAAAAGAAUGGCCAGGCUCCCCAGGCAAUCCAAUCAAGUAACCUGCCAGACAGGAGAUAAAAAACAACAGGAGAAAACAAUAUUCAAAUUUCUGUUUUAAGACCGCCUUUUCUGUGAUGUAGGUAUGAUGUAUCUGAAGGGUGGUCUUAGGUUACAUACAUGUAUGUAUGAUGUUUCUGGGGGUGGUCUUGAUCUACAGGGUGGCAAUUUCAAAAGUCUUUAUAAGCCAUUGCACAGCAUUUUUGUGGGUCCUCUUCCUCUCCUGUGGGUGAGGGGAGCACCCUGUUGAAACAGAUCAAUAAAGAUGAAGCUUACUAGCUGCUUUGCUUCUCAAUAUUCUCUGGUUGGCCUCUGUUAUUCUCUCCUACCAAUAGGGAACCUACAUAAGGACUCUAUAUGGUCUCUUGGAUACCCCAUAAGGGAAAAGGGCAAUUUUUGUUUACAACAACUUCACCUGGUAGCAAAUUGACAACCCUCACCAGUGUCAGCAAUCGCGCUGCAACAUUCUGCACUAACUGCAGCUUCUGGGUCUCCAUAGAAGGCUCCACAUAGUUGGACUUUUGUUGUGUCCUGAUUUUCUGACCACCUUGGAAAGAUGAGCAUGGCAGAUUUUAGAGUCCAAAGAUUUUAGAGUUGUUUGAGAAGGAAGGAGCACAGCGCUUUGGGGCAGGGCUGGCGAAACUUCUUCCUAUUGUGGGGGACUUUGGGGGGUGGGCAGCCGCAGGCUAGUGGCAGGUGGAGCCAGAGCGGGGGGCAGCUUUGCGUCGUAUGCUUCAUUCAUUCUUCGGCUGUGGCACCUAGUUCUGAAACACCUUCCCUUUUUUUCCCCUCAAAAAUUUUAUUGGUUUUCCACAUUUUUAGACAAAGAAACAAACGCAAAUCAUAACUGAACUUGAUCCAAUAUUAAUAUUGGAGAUAAAACCUCCCUAAUGUCUUCUAAACAUCAGAUAGUUGUUCAUUUUCUUGACAUCUGAUGGGAGGGCAGUUCCAUAGGGAGGGCGCCACCACCGAGAAGGCCCUCUGCCUGGUUCCCUGUAACCUCACUUCUCGCAGGAAGGGAACCUCCAGAAGGCCCUCGGCGCUGGACCUCAGUGUCCGGGCAGAACGAUGCGGGUGGAGACGCUCCUUCAGGUAUAGAGGACCGAGGCCAUUUAGGGCUUUAAAGGUCAGCACUAACACUUUGAAUUGUGCUCGGAAACGUACUGGGAUUAUAACAAUGCAUGCUUGUAUAUUUGGUAGGCAAGGCUGCUUGCGGAUGCAUUUUAGAUCUCUUAUGCCCUGCCCCAUGUUAGUUCUUCUGGUUUAUGCUAAUUUUACCCUGGCUUUUGGCACCUGGGAUGUUCCUUUUCGCCUUAUUUCUGCAAUUUUAAGCACUGCUUUUAAUAUUGUGUUUUAACUGGGACCUUGGGGUGAAGGUGGAGUGAUAAAUUCUAAUAAUAGAAAUAAAAAUGACAACAAUUGUUGCCAGUUCUGCGCUAAAAUAGGAUAAGUGCUUUUUUUAAAAAAAAUGCCAUUUUUUGCGUUUGUCUUUUUAAAGGGAUGUUGCAAACCUUUUAGAGAUUUUCUCUGUGGAGCAGUGUCUAAACCACCUAAAGAAGUACCGUAUUCUUUGGUCCAUAAGACACACUUUUUUCUUCCUAAAAAGUAAGGGGAAAUGUCUAUGCAUCUUAUGGAGCGAAUGCGUGGUCCCUGGAGCAUUGGGUCACCCCAAAUUCACCAUCAAAUCACAUAUCUGUGGCCACAGCAUGAACCACAAAAAUCAUAUAUCCACUGUUUCGUUUAGACUCCCCCCCCCCUUGUUUUCCUCCUCUAAAAACUAGGUGCGUCUUAUGGUCAGGUGCGAAAAAUAUGGUAAACAAUGUGGGUGGGGUCGGGGAGGCGGAGCUCUUGGCACCGGAGGGCAGGGCCUAAAGCGGACCUGGAGGGUGGGUGGGCAGGCUUAGACCUCCCUUCAUUACCCUCCAUCCUUCUUGCUGUGUCCUUCCCUUUUCCGAAAUCAGCUUCACUCUCUCUGCCCAUCCAGCCGGCUCUCCUUUUCAAAUCCUCUCCAGAGAGGACAUGAGGACAUGGUCUCUCCCUGUGGUCCCGCACGCUCCUUGCUGAGUAGAGAGUCAUGGGACAAGGACAAGACCGGGCUGCUCUUUUGACCUCUGGUGACAGAUAAGAAGGGAAUUGUUCAGAAAAGACUGCAGAUAAUGGGGAAGAAAGCAAUUCAGAACUGCUGAAAGUUUUAGAUUUGAGGGAAGACCUUUGACAUGGCACCAACAGAAGAUCCCGGCUGAGUGAAAGGAGGAUCCUAUGAUUGCAAUUAAUUUUUGCAGGAAGAUCUAUAUCUAUAUAUUAUUAAUGUAUUUAAUUUCCUAUACAAGUCUCUUCCUAGAAAACAUCUUGAGGUGAUUUGAUGGUAAAUACCUCAGCAUUAAAAACAAGUAAAACACACAUUUCAUGUCAAAAGUUUUUUAAAAAAAUUGUCCAGUAGCACCUGAGAGACCAACUAAGUUUGUUCUGGGUAUGAUCUUUCGUGUGCACGCACACUUCUUCAGAUACACUGAAAUAGAAGUCCCCAGACCCUUAUAUAUAGUGGGAGGGUGGGGCGGGGGUUUUCUCGGGAGGGUAGUAGGAGAUGGGUGAUUGACUCAAUGGGUAUGGUAAACCUGUUGAUGACUGUUAACGACUGCAAUUAGUCCUACAGGGAUAGUAUGCAGAUGACCAGAAAUAACUUUAGCAUGUGUAAUGAGACAAGAAUCCAACAUCUCUAUUCAGACCAGGUCUCUCCAUAGUUUUCAGUUUAGCAAAGGUCAAGGGACCCCUGACCAUUAGGUCCAGUCAUGGCCGACUCUGGGGUUGCGGCGCUCAUCUUGCUUUUUUGGCCGAGGGAGCCGGCGUACAGCUUCCGGGUCAUGUGGCCAGCAUGACUAAGCCGCUUCUGGCGAACCAGAGCAGCGCACGGAAACGCCGUUUACCUUCCUGCCGGAGCGGUACCUAUUUAUCUACUUGCACUUUGAUGUGCUUUUGAACUGCUAGGUUGGCAGGAGCUGGGACCGAGCAACGGGAGCUCACCCUGUCGCGGGGAUUCGAACCACCGACCUUCUGAUCGACAAGUCCUAGGCUCUGUGGUUUAACCCACAGCGCCACCCGCGUCCCAUUCCAGUUUAGUAAUAAGUUGUAAUUCAGCAACUUUUCUUUCAAGUCUAUUUCUGAAAUUCUUUUGUAAUAAGACAGCAACUUUGAGAUCGUGUAUUGAAUGUCCUGGGAGACUGAAGUAUUCUCCUACUGGUUUCUCUAUCUUGUGAUUCCUGAUAUCAGAUUUAUGUCCAUUUAUCCUUGGGCGUAGGGUUUGGCCUGUUUGUCCAAAUGCCAGCUGAAGGGCACUGCUGGCAUUUGAUGGCACAUUUCAUGUGUGAUCUUUUCCGGUCUGCAUCUGUACAGUGGUGCCUCGCAAGACGAAAAGAAUCCGUUCCGCGAGUCUCUUCGUCUUGCGGUUUUUUUGUCUUGCGAAGCAAGCCCAUUAGCAGUUUAGCGGAUUAGCGCUAUUAGCGGCUUAGCGGGCUUAGCGGAUCAGCUGAUAAGCGGCUUAGUGGCUUAACGGAUCAGCUGUUAAGCGGCUUAGCGGAUCAGCUGUUAAGCGGCUUAGCGGAUCAGCUGAUAAGCGGCUUAGUGGCUUACCGGAUCAGCUGUUAAGCGCCUUAGCAAUCAGCUGUUAAGCGGCUUAGCGGAUCAGCUGAUAAGCGGCUUAGCGGCUUGAGGAAAAGGGGGGGAAAAGGAAAAAAACCCCGCAGGAACUCGCAAGACAUUUUCGUCUUGCGAAGCAAGCACAUAGGAAAUUUGUUUUGCGAAGUACCUCCAAAACGGAAAACCCUUUCGUCUAGCGGGUUUUCCGUCUUGCGAGGCAUUCGUCUUGCGGGGCACCACAGUAUUGGAAUUGUUGUUUUUUUUAGAUGUUCUAAUUGUUUUACAGUGGUACCUCUGGUUGCGAAUGGGAUCCGUUCCGGAGGCCCGUUUGCAACAUGAAAAGAGCCCAACCUGCAGCGGCAUGUCUGCGCACGUGCAGGUUGCAAUUUGCCGCUUCUGCGCAUGCGCGUGAUGUCAUUUUGCGCAUCUGCUCAUGCGCGAGCGGCGAAACCCGGAAGUAACCCUUUCCGGUACUUCCGGGUCUCCGCAGGACGUAACCUGAAAAAACGUAUCAUGAAGCAAACAUAACAUGAGGUAUGACUGUAUAUUUUGUGUGUACUGCCACCCUGGGCUCCUUCCGGAGGAUGAGCAGGAUAUAAACUGAAUAAGAAAUUUGAUUUCUUUCCUUCGUUAGAGUCCUAACCCACCUUUCUUCCAAGGAGCUCCAGGAAGCGUCAUACCUGGUUUUCCCCAUUCCUCACAACAGUCCUGUGAGGUAGGCUAGGCUGAGAGACAGUAACUGGCCCUAAGUCCCUCAGCUUCAUGGCUGAGUGGGGAUUUGAACCCUGCUCCUCCAAGUCGUAGUCCAGCACUACGUCACCAUUUCAAAUCCACUACAGAUACAGAUUCAGAUUUUUAAAAGCAGGCUUCCACUUGUUGCUAAAAAGACAAUAGAGAUGUAAUGUGAAAUAUACCUGCAUGUUUAGCGUGUUCAUUUAGAAUCUAGUGCCUUUGUUGUUGUUGCUGCUGUUGUUGUUGUUGUUACGGAGUCAUAUAAUCUCAUAAACUGAAGCCGUAGAACAAAUGUAUUUCAUUUUUUUAAAAACUCAUUUUUAUUAAUUUUCCAAUAAAAAACCAAUAAAAAACAAUUAAAAACGUUCAAUUAAUAUAUCCAAUCAUAAUAAUCCAAUUAAAAUCAAAAACUAAAAUAAAAAACCCAAAUUAUAAUCCAAAUUAUAAUUAUUGAUUUUUCGGAGCUCCCCAGACCUCUGAAGCAUAUCUCCACAUCUCCGUCCUGCCUCUCCUCGUUGUUUCCAUUUUUCCAGAACAAAUGUAUUUCAAAACUGUAAAUUAAUUUUAAUUCAGCUUUAACCCUCAAACGUCCAGCACGGAGCCUGUUCAAUAGCACUGCCUCAGCCUGGAUGGAAAGAGCAUUUUUAUUUCGGAUUAUAAACCAGAGGCACAAUAAUUUCAAAAAAGGAAAAGAAAAAAUCCAGCAAUUUUUUUGGGGAUUUGCUAGCAAUUGCUUUGUUAGCUUUCCACUAAGCUGGAAACAGUGUCUCUUUGCAAUUCUUGUUUAGUGGACAAGGGUCAAACUCAUGCAUCUCCUCCUUGAAAUUCUAGGUGCGUGGAGAGUUCAUGCAUCACAAAAGCAGCAAGAGAAAUGUGUGUUUGAUAUCUCUCUUCUGACCGUGUCUGGUGCCUUCAGUGUACAGCUUUUGUCAUAUGCUAAAGACUCAUCUAUGAUGAUGAUGAUGAUGAUGAUGAUGAUUAAAUUUUCUGUUUUACAAUUUAAAAUACUCACUUUUACAACCUUAAAAUAUCAAUGAGUUCUCUUUCCAUGGCUCAUUUUACAUAUCAUAAAUCCCUGCACAUUUUACAUAAGCUAAACCAUUCAGUAUUCCGUCAUUAUUACAUCCAUCAAAACUUAUUUACACUGUUGAAUUUAUCUUAAUGCUGCCAGCGUUUUCAGCUGUACACAAUUAUUUACCAUAUAUUCAACAAACGUUUUCCAAUAUUUUCUAAACGUAUAUUCUUCUUGUUCUCUUGUUCUAUAUGUUCUCUUGUUCUAUAUGUUAACAUAUAUGUUCUAUAUGUUAACUGCUAGCUGAGCAUAUUCUGUCAGCUUAAGCUUAUUAUUAUUAUUAAAGUUAUUACCGCUUCGCCUGCAGUCCUGCUCUCCUUUGCUUGUUUUCCAUCACAUUUCCUCAAAAAUUAAAUUUCCCCUUGUGUUUCCUUCCAGGGAGAUUAUGUAUGGAUGGACCUGAAGACCGGGCGGGAAUUUGAUGUUCCCAUCGGAGCAGUGGUCAAACUGUGUGAUUCUGGGCAGAUCCAGGUUCUAGACGAUGAAGGAAAUGUAUGUAAGAUGGAAAUGGAAAUCAACGGUCUUAUUCUGGCUGUGUCUUCCUCCAAGGUCUUGCUCUGCCGUUAGAGAUUUCCAUUUCGUAUUGAGGAACACGAGUGCUUAAGCAGACUCCAUUUGCAACCAGAUGUUCAGCAAAUAUUACCAUAUUUUCCACUCUAUAAGACGCACCAGACCACAAGAUGCACCUAGGAAAACAAGAAAAAAAAUAUUCUGAAUCUCAGAAGCCAGAACAGCAAGAGGGAUCGCUGCGCAGUGAAAGCAGCAAUCCCUCUUGCUGUUCUGGCUUCUGUGAUAGCUGCGCAGCCUGCAUUUGCUCCAAAAGACGCACACACAUUUCCCCUUACUUUUUAGGAGGGAAAAAGUGAGUCUUAUAGAGCAAAAAAUAUGGUAUUUUAUUAAAUCCACUUGCAAAUUGCUUCCCUGCCAUCUUUAAGUGUCCUGUUGGAAGUGCAACAGCAGGGAUCAUUCAGUUUGUAACUUGGGGGUUAAUUCUGUUCUCAGUCAACUACCUAGUACUCUGUGUGUGUGUGUGUGUUGGAAAUGAAGGCAUGAAGAUUACAGAGGCGGCAUUUUUUCAUCUCCGCCAAGCUAAGUAUUUGGCUCCUUACCUCUCUCACCCUGACCUAGCCACUGUGAUCCACACGGCAGUCACCUCCAGACUGGAUUAUUGUAACUCGCUCUACGUGGGGCUGCCCUUGAGACUGACCCAGAAACUCCAGCGGGUGCAGAAUGCCGCGGCGAGACUCCUCACGGGGUCCUCGCUGCGGGAUCACAUUCACCCGGUGCUAUACCAGCUGCACUGGCUCCCGGUGGAGUACAGGAUCAGGUUUAAGAUGCUGGUUUAAACCUUUAAAGCCCUAUACGGCCUAGGACCCUCGUACCUACGGGACCCCCUCUCCUGGUAUGUCCCACGGAGGACCUUACGGUCUUCAAACAAAAACAUUUUGGAGGUCCCGGGCUACAGAGAGGUUAGGCUGGCCUCAACCAGAGCCAGGAAUUUUCGGCCGUGGCCCCGGUCUGGUGGAACGUUCUGUCCCAAGAGACUAGGGCCCUGCCGGACUUGACAUCUUUCCACAGGGCCUGCAAGAUGGACCUGUUCCACCAGGCCUUUGGCCAGGGCACAGCCUGACUCCCUCCUUUGGUAAUUCUUCACAGAACUCUAGCCCAAUGGUUGCCAUUAAUUUGAUUUGAACUGAUUUUAGAAUGAAUUGAUUUUAGAAUGCUGUAUUAUUUUACUGUUGUUAGCCGCUCUGAGGCCGGCUUUAGCUGGGGAGGGCGGGAUAUAAAUAAUUUUUUUUAAAAUUAUUAUUAUUAUUAUUAUUAGCAAGUGCUCCAAUUGGCUGUGCAAUUGCAAGGAAGCUUCUCCUCCGCUUGUUUAGCAAAAACACCUUCCUCCUCAAAUUAUACGCUCUUUUUGUUCACUUUGCUCAGUAAAGCGUCACCAGGGCAUUCCUCCCUGGGCUCGGCUUGCGUGAUCUAACUGGCCCCGCGAACCUCUGCAAAUGCUGUUACACCUGAUCACGCUGUCAGCUUUUUCUUGUCUCUUUCUAACUGCCGGCACACUCUGCUCUCCCCCCUGCCCUUUUGCAGGAGCACUGGAUAUCCCCCCAGAAUGCCAGCCACAUCAAACCUAUGCACCCCACCUCCAUCCACGGGGUGGAGGACAUGAUCCGUCUGGGAGACCUGAACGAGGCAGGCAUCCUCCGCAACCUGCUCAUCCGCUACCGGGAACACCUGAUUUACGUGAGUGUUGCAAUAGGCCCUUUUGCUCCCUGUGUCUGUCCCAGACUCAUCCCCUCUUAAUCAGACUUUAUUUGUAGGAAAUCAUAACAACAACAAUUUAUUCAUUUAUUUGUUCUGUUAAUAUCCCACCCUUCCUCCCAAAGGGAGCCCAGGGUGGCGAACUCACCCAUAACAAUCCUUACCACCACCAUUUUAAAAAGCAUUCUGUUGUUGUUUAGUCAUUUAGUCGUGUCCAACUCUUCAUGACCCCCUGGACCAGAGCAACCCAGGCACUCCUGUCUUCCACUGCCUCCUGCAGUUUGGUCAAACUCAUGCUGGUAGCUUCCUGAACACUGUCCAACCAUCUCGUCCUCUGUCAUCCCCUUCUCUUUGUGCCCUCCAUCUUUCCCAACAUCAGGGUCUUUUCCAGGGAGUCUUCUCUUCUCAUGAGGUGGCCAAAGUCUUGGAGCCUCAGCUUCAGGAUCUGUCCUUCCAGUGAGCACUCAGGGCUGAUUUCCUUAAGGAUGGAUAGGUUUGAUCUUCUUGCAGUCCAUGGGACUCUCAAGAGUCUCUUCCAGCACCAUAAUUCAAAAGCAUUAAAAAAGCAUUCUAAAAAAGCAUUCUAAGGUAAAGGUAAAGGUACCCCUGCCCGUACGGGCCAGUCGUGUCCGACUCUAGGGUUGUGCGCCCAUCUCACUUAAGAGGCCGGGGGCCAGCGCUGUCCGGAGACACUUCCGGGUCACGUGGCCAGCGUGACGAAGCUGCUCUGGCGAGCCAGCACCAGCGCAGCACACGGAAACUCCGUUUACCUUCCCGCUAUAAAGCGGUCCCUAUUUAUCUACUUGCACCCAAAGGUGCUUUCGAACUGCUAGGUGGGCAGGAGCAGGGACCGAACGACGGGAGCUCACCCCGCCGCGGGGAUUCGAACCGCCGACCAUACGAUCGGCAAGUCCUAGGCACUGAGGUUUUACCCACAGCGUCACCCGCGUCCCUUAAAAAAAAAAGCAUUCUAAAGACAAUUAAAAGCAGUCUCUACGAUGAUGAUUUCAGAGGGGACAGUAUUAUUAAAUUAUUAAAUCCCUCCUGGAAGUGCAUGAUGGGGGAGACAGACGCAACCCACUGGGGUUACACAAACGGAGGGCUGCCACUGAAAAGUGUGGGAAUGUUGAGGAAAGUAGGAGAGGAUAUAUUGAUUCAGUAUUAUCCCUCCUCACUCACGCUAGUGAGCAAGCAGCAGAGCACACUGCGCAUUGCUGGAAGCAAGUUGAUGGAUUCGUUAGAAUCAUUUAAGUUAAGCAAUCCAGUCUGCCUUGUCCACCCUGGCUUGUUCCUGGUAAGUUUCACUUUUAAUUUCCUGAUAAUAAUAAUGGGCGGGAUAUAAAUAAAAAAUUAUUAUUAGGGACGCGGGUGGCGCUGUGGGUUAAACCACAGAGCCUAGGAUUUGCCGAUCAGAAGGUCGGCGGUUCGAAUCCCCGUGACGGGGAGAGCUCCCGUUGCUCGGUCCCUGCUCCUGCCAACCUAGCAGUUCGAAAGCACGUCAAAGUGCAAGUAGACAAAUAGGUACCACUCUGGCAGGAAGGUAAAUGGCGUUUCCAUGUGCUGCUCUGGUUUGCCAGAAGCGGCUUAGUCAUGUACGCCGGCUCCCUUGGCCAAUAAAGCGAGAUGAGCGCUGCAACCCCAGAGUCGACCACGAUAGGACCUAAUGGUCAGGAGUCCCUUUACCUUUACCUUAUUAUAUUACUAUUAUCUUGUAUGUGUGAGAAACAACCCCAUGCUCUUCCACUGCUAACUCCUGUCUCUGCUUAGAAUUUAAAUUUGCAUUUGGGUGGGGGGUGGAGGAGGAGAAGAGGGAGGCACAUCUUGCUGUGACCACAGUCAUCUGAGCACUCCGGCCUCGGCGCAGCGCAUUAACUUUUCAUUAAGUGCCUGAAACACUGUCCUGGAUAUCUGUCUCUUCUUAGGAGGUUCACCCUGAAGCAGCAAUGAAUUUUUCAUCAGAUUAGCAACCCUAGGCUCCUUGAUGGUUCUUACUGAAUCGCUCCCACACCCCGCAAAACCCAUACGCUCCGGCCUUCUUAAGCAAUAAGUCCCAAUGGACAACUCGUCAGCAUCACAUUUGAGGGUGCUGCUGUCUAGCUGUGUCUUUCAAAGGAGUGGAGCUGUCCAGAAGGACGUUGUAUUAAGGGGUAAAUCUAUAGGGCGCUGUUGCAUCAGCAACUGCCAAGCAUCAAAUAUUGGAGAUGUAGAAAUGGCAGCAAAUCAGCUCUUGGGCUAAGUUUAAGGGGCUGCUUUUGUUGAACGCAGCCCCUCACAGCCUGGGGACCUGUGUCACUGGACACGGGUGGCGCUGUGGUCUAAACCACUGAGCCUCUUGGGCUUGCUGAUCAGAAGGCCAGUGGUUCAAAUCUGCAUGACGGGGUGAGCUCCCGUUGCUCUGUCCCUGCUCCUGCCAACCUAGCAGUUUGAAAGCACACCAGUGCAAGUAGAUAAAUAGGUACCGCUCCGGCGGGAAGGUAAACGGUGUUUCCGUGUGCUCUGGUUCCCGUCACGGUGUCCUGUUGCUCCAGAAGCGGUUUAGUCCUGCUGGCCACAUGACCCAGAAAGCUGUCUGUGGACAAACGCUGGCUCCCUCGGCCUGAAAGCGAGAUGAGCGCCGCAACCCCAUAGUCGCCUUUGACUGGACUUAACCAUCCAGGGUUUUACCUACCUACCUUACCUUUACACAGCCUGAGAGACCGGGGUACCUAAAAGAUUGACUUGGCCCUUAUUUACCCAACCGACCACUGUGCUCUGCAAGCAAAGAAUUCCAGUGGAGACCAUCUUAUCAUGUUAUCAUGAAGCCUAUUCAGCACAGUAUAGGAGCUGGGCAUCUGUCCUUUGGAACUCCCCUCCCCAUGAAUGUUUGGCAGGCACUGGCUCUGUUGUCUUUUUCGCUGUCUGCUGAAGGCCUUCCUCUUCCAACCGAAAUUUGCAAUUUACCAAGCAAAAAAAGGUUCUGUCAGGUCUAAUAUCUGCAUAAAUCCUAUUCCCAGUAGAAAAAAGACAGUCACAAAACCGAGAAAUUGCACAAAACAAAUGAAAUACCGUGAAAAUCCCUGAAACGAGAAGUAAUCGACUAGAAAUAUUAUCUUAUGGAAAUAAACUAAAUGGCAAAAAUAAAAAAAAAUUAAGGAAAAAAUUAGAAAAACCUAAAAUUGAACAAAGCCUUAAUGGGAUGCCGGCUACAAACCUUGUUUCACUGAACUAUUCAGUUUCCUCAGAAGGAAAUAGAAAAAUCAUAAACCUUAAAUGACCAAAAUUCAAAAAAGGGGGUAGAACUCCCUAAAAUUCUGAAGUAUUAUAAUCCUAGCUCGACCUAGGAGAAGCAAAGCACAGUAAUAAAGGAAUGAGGACUCAAAGGUACAGUUUCUAAUACUGAAUUUACAAAAAGGUUUGAAAAACUGAAUGGCAAGUUUUAGACAAAGCCCAGCUUAAAAGAAGCAAAGCACAGUUGAGGACUCAGCUGUGAAAAUUCUAGUGUUGCCUUUACAAAAAGGUUUAAAAAACCUAAAUGGCACAAAUUCAAAGAAAGGAAUACAAGAUAAGCUGUUAUAGAUUUUAAACAAACUCAAGACUGGAUGGGGCAUUGAUGUAAGAUGCCAUCUCCAUGUCCCCUGAUUCUUUGCCCGCUUCUGAUCCUGGCUGCUGGCAGGUCAUGCCAGUCAAACUCAUGCCCCAAGUGAGGUUGAUGAGGCAGGUUACAAUCCCAACAGUGUCAUAGAUUUCUUGUACCGUAUGUUUCAGUUUGUGGUUUAUGCCUCUUAGAAAAUCACAUGCUCAGCCGUGGGACAGUGUAGGGCAUCCUUUUCCUCUUCCCUCCUCCUCCUCCUUUCCUCGGAUGUCUUUGACUUUGACAAAGAGUUUUGUGAUCUGCUGAUAACAGACAACAUGUUUUCCCCUCAAAUUUUAGACCAACUGCGGCGGGAGGGUAAGUCUAACUAGCCAAACCGCUGAGCCAUCCCACUUUCAUACACGCCAAACAAAAAAGCCUUGUCAUCUCAUUGUGACCUGCCUGGUCAUUCAUUGAUAUCCAUCUGUCUGUAUUUGCUUUAUAAACUCAUUUGUUUAAACCUCAUCCGCCAUUGGCUUGCUGUGCGGCUUUGCUAACAACAAGGAACUGGCAGCAAACUGUGUCUAAACGAGGGAGAAGACCGGUAUUGGGAGUUGUGGUGAUUUGUUUCUUAAUAUUCACGUUCUGGUGAAAUGAGCAUCACCAAAAGCUUUGCCUAACUGCCCGUGCAUGGCACCAUUUUUUGCAUGUACAGAAACAAUGGCACUGAGUAAUGAUGUGGUUUUGUUGUUUCGCUCCUUCUGCAAACCAUAGAAAAUUGGAGGGGCCUUUGCUCCUCACUAAUGUGCUCAUAUAACGUGUCUCAGCAAGGAAUUUCACCUCCAGCAUCUAUAGAGAUUAGAAAAUGCCUUCCUGCAAAGUCAUUGUGGAGUCCAGUACACUCAAAAUAGCAAUUUUCUGUUGAAUCCAUCUCAAUUUUAAAUCUCAAGAAACAUUUCAAAUGGAUUCCAAAGCAAUUUUCCAUUGCUUAGGUUGCAGAACAUAUUCUAAUUCCCCGGACUAUUUAAGUCGUUCAACUUCUAUUUACCUGCUCCCAAUAAACAUUUAUAAACAAUAGUAACAGGUUUGGUUUUCUGUGAAGAUCCAGUAAUUCCUUCCAGUAAUUUAGGGCACAUGGAGGCAAACAAAUAAUGUGUAUGAAAAAGUGGACAUUCGUUAGAGUAUACCACUGAAUAAAUUAAGAAUAUUAGAAGAAAGUGUGCGUACAACUGCAUAUUAUCAACGACAGUAAGACAUAAAAUGCAUUUUAUUAGGGAAAGUUGCUUGCAAAAGUGUGCGUGUUUUAAUGCCAAAUCACAUACAUAAAUAUAUAGGCACAUGAGGGCUUUUUAAAUAAAAAAAAUGCAAACUGCUGCAGAAAUCUAGGGAUUUCAUUUAACGGCUAGAAAACCGAGAAGCAGAGAAAAACUGAAAUUGACCGAUUCAUCCACCCCUAUCCAACGCAGCUGUUCUUACCUUUUUAUCUUUGUGUGAACAAGUCUUUCCUCUUUCCAGACCUACACCGGCUCAAUAUUGGUGGCUGUGAACCCUUACCAGCUGCUUCCGAUCUACUCACCGGAACAGAUCCGCCUCUACACCAACAAAAAAAUUGGGGAGAUGCCCCCACACAUUUUCGCCAUCGCAGACAACUGCUACUUUAACAUGCAGAGGAACAACAAAGAUCAGUGUUGCAUUAUAAGGUGGGUGGACGGAUUCCACAGGUGUGUGGCUGUCAAAGGCUCCAUCUCUUUGCUUUGAAGGAGCUGUGACUUCUUAUAAGUCAGGAGUUUGAGCUGCUGGUCCAUUUUACCCAGGACUGACGCCCAGGCCAAAGGUCUUUCCUCCCAGAUUUGCUAGCAGAGAUACUUACUGGAGAUUUUGGCAACAGACUCUUGGUUCUGGCAAAAGCAAGGAGCUUGUUUCGGGAGAAAAUUCCCUUUGGGGGUCCAGUCUGAAGGCUCACACUAAAUUCCCCCGUGGCUCCUAGAAGCUGUCUUUCACAUCUCCCUGUGUCUGGGACGUAGCUGUCAACUUUUCCCUUUUCUGGUGAGGAAUCCUAUUCAGAAUAAGGGAAUUACCCUUUAAAAAAGGGAAACGUUGACAGUUAUGGUCUGGGACAGGGCCAGAUUUAGGUUUGAUGAGGCCCUAAGCUACUCAAGGUAACGGGGCCCUUUAAAUGUCCAGCUGUCCUUUGUCAACAACAAAUUGUCGCUGUUUUUUGUGUUGAAUAUAUGGUAAUUUAUGGACCUAAUAGGUAUCUCAAGCCAUUUGCACAUGUUGCCAUGCAAGCAGUCCAUGAAGAAUGGAGGCACACUAUAUAUAGAAAGGAGCAAAACAGUGAUAUUUUUGGGAGCAGGCUGGCAGGCGGGGCCCAUGACUCACAUCAUAGGAGCCUACACAACACAAAACACUCUUGCUGUGUGUAGGUUUUAUUUUAUUUGUUUUUUAUCUUAUAUUUUUGAAAUGUAAGGUAAAGGUAAAGGGACCCCUGAUCAUUAGGUCCAGUUGUGACCGACUCUGGGGUUGCGGCACUCAUCUCGCUUUGUUGGCCGAGGGAGCCAGCGUACAGCUUCCGGGUCAUGUGGCCAGCAUGACUAAGCCGCUUCUGGCGAACCAGAGCAGCGCACGGAAACGCCGUUUACCUUCCCGCCAGAGCGGUACCUAUUUAUCUACUUGCACUUCAUGUUUUCGAACUGCUAGGUUGGCAGGAGCUGGGACCGAGCAACGGGAGCUCACCCUGUCACGGGGAUUCGAACCGCCGACCUUCUGAUUGGCAAGCCCUAGGCUCUGUGGUUUAACCCACAGCGCCACCCGUGUCCCACUUUGGAAAUGUACAUCCAGGGUUUUUUCCCUUUAAUUUUUUUGGGGGCCCCCAAGAGAGUGGGGCCCUAAGCUAUAGCUUGUUUAGCUUAUACGUAAAUCUGGCACUGCUCUGGGAUCAUGGAGAACGACAGAAGCGAGGAAAUUGGGGGCAGAGAAGCUUUACUGUCCUUCGUGUUGACGAGAUUUGGCCGUGUGGUUACACCCAAUUUUGUUGUUGUUGCAGCGGUGAGUCGGGCGCAGGGAAGACAGAAAGCACCAAACUGAUCCUGCAGUUCCUGGCUGCGAUCAGCGGGCAGCACUCUUGGAUCGAACAGCAAGUUCUGGAAGCCAAUCCCAUCCUAGAAGGCAAGUUCAUAAACGUGGAGAGGGAUGCUUCUUUGUAA
Molecule: messenger RNA, 15326 nt
Organism: Podarcis lilfordi (Lilford's wall lizard)
Lineage: Eukaryota; Metazoa; Chordata; Lepidosauria; Squamata; Lacertidae
Source: the annotation of a GenBank genome assembly